CGGGUGGGCUUCCGGUGUGCGGAGGCGGGGCUGCAGAAGAGGACGGGCAGAGCGAGGCCUGGAACCCGGGGGCUACUGGUCUUGCAGAAUAAGAUAUGGCGUGCGGCUUCCGCAGGUGCAUUGCCAGUCAGCUUUCCAGAGUGCUGGAUCUUCCACCUGAAAACUUGAUCAAGUCAAUAUCUGCAAUUCCAGUUUCCAAAAAAGAGGAGAUAGCUGAUUUUCAACUUUCUGUGGAUUCCUUAUUGGAAAACAGAAAUGAACAUUCAAGAUCAGAUAAUCAAGUCCAAGCCAAGAGACUGGCAGAAAAGCUUAAAUGCGAUACAGUGGUGAGUGAAAUCAUCACUGGCCCAGGGACUAUAAAUUUCAAAAUAAACAGAGAAGUAUUAACAAAGGCAGUGCUACAACAAGUAGUUGAAGAUGGCUCAAAAUACGGAUUAAAAAGCGAACUUUUCUCUGGUCUUCCCCAGAGGAAGAUCAUCGUUGAAUUCAGUUCACCUAAUGUUGCCAAAAAAUUUCAUGUUGGACAUUUGCGUUCUACUAUCAUAGGAAAUUUUAUAGCAAAUCUCAAAGAAGCUUUAGGACAUCAAGUAACAAGAAUAAAUUACCUUGGGGAUUGGGGCAUGCAGUUUGGUCUUCUGGGGACUGGCUUCCAACUGUUUGGCUAUGAAGAAAAACUUCAGUCCAAUCCUUUACAGCAUCUCUUUGAAGUUUAUGUACAAGUUAAUAAAGAAGCAGCAGAUGAUAAAAAUAUAGCAAAAUUGGCACGUGAGUUCUUCCAGCGACUGGAACUAGGUGACAUGCAAGCACUUUCACUGUGGCAAAGAUUUCGAGACUUGAGCAUUAAAGAGUACAGUCAAAUUUACAAGCGUCUAGGAAUAUACUUUGAUGAAUAUUCAGGAGAAUCAUUUUAUCAUAAAAAAUCUCAAGAAGUCUUAAAGUUGCUGGACAGUAAAGGACUACUACAAAAAACAAUAAAAGGAACUGCUGUAGUGGAUCUCUCUGGCAAUGGUGACCCCUCUUCAAUUUGUACCGUAAUGCGAAGUGAUGGGACUUCUCUUUAUGCAACAAGAGACCUUGCAGCUGCUAUAGAUCGAAUGGACAGGUAUAAUUUUGAUACAAUGAUUUAUGUGGCAGAUAAAGGGCAACAAAAGCAUUUUCAGCAACUGUUCCAAAUGCUGAAGAUCAUGGGAUAUGACUGGGCAGAAAGGUGCCAGCAUGUGCCCUUUGGAGUCGUGCAGGGAAUGAAGACCCGCAGAGGAGAUGUCACUUUUCUGGAAGAUGUCUUAAAUGAGAUUCGACUAAAGAUGCUACAGAACAUGGCUUCCAUAAAGACAACCAAAGAACUUGAGAACCCACAGGAAACUGCAGAGAGGGUCGGGCUUGCGGCACUUAUUAUUCAGGACUUCAGAGGUUUGCUCUUAUCUGACUAUCAGUUCAGCUGGGAUCGUGUUUUCCAGAGUCGCGGGGACACAGGAGUCUUCCUACAGUACACACAUGCCCGCCUCCACAGUUUGGAAGAGACUUUUGGAUGCGGUUAUCUGAAUGACUUCAACACUGCUUGUUUACAAGAGCCACAGUCUGUUUCAGUUCUCCAGCAUCUUCUCAGGUUUGAUGAGGUGCUUUAUAGAUCAUCUCAGGACCUUCAACCCAGGCACAUUGUUAGUUACAUGCUAACUCUAAGUCAUCUUGCAGCUGUGGCACAUAAAACACUCCAAAUAAAAGAUAGUCCUCCUGAAGUGGCUGGGGCCAGACUUCAUCUUUUCAAAGCUGUCCGUUAUGUCCUAGCCAAUGGAAUGAAACUUCUUGGAAUAACACCUGUAUGUAGAAUGUGAUUUCUUAUUGAAAGAGAUUAAAAUGCUAAGUAAAUUCAAUUACUUGUUUAUAGGUGCUUUGCUGUUCAGAUUAUAAUACAAACUAUUAUUUUGUGCUAGUAUAUUUUACUGAGUUUAAGUGACUUAUUAAUCCUUUUUGGUUUUUGUUUUAUUGAAACAGUCUGUGUUACCUUUGUUACUCAGGCUGGCCUCAAACUCCUGGGCACAAGAAAUCCUUUUUCCUCAGCCUCCUGAGUAGCUAAAAGUACAGGUGCACACCAUCACACCCAGCUUGCUUAAUCUUUCUGCUUACAAGUCAUGUGAGUUUUAUGGCCAAAAGGUACUUAAUUACAUAUUUGUAAACUUAAGUCUUUUUAAAUUCAAAAAAUUAUGGUAUAAUGCAGGUAAAGGAUGACAAUAUAAACUCUGGUUUGAGGUUUCUUACUGUGUCAUUCUCCAAGAAACUAUCCUUAUAACAGAGAUGAUCUGAUGUUUUCAUCAAAUAGUUGAGACGGGACAGAUCCUAAUUUUUUAAAAGUCAUGGCUAGUUUUGAACAAAUAGACACUAAAGGUAAACAUGUUUUUUGACAAUAUGGUUAAUAACUACUCCCAGAGAGCAUACUUCAUGCUUACCUUUUAGUUGAUAUAUGCUGGUAACUUACUAUGUGAACUCAGGGACUGGAUACAUUUUAAUUACAAGAAAUUACUUGUAGAGACAUUGUUAGGAUCUUUUUAUAAAAUGUAGUAGCUAAACCAUAAUUUGGAGUUUAAACAUUUCUUCCAUGUGUUUGUGUGGGUAAAGUAUAUUUUGUGUGACUUGAUUUGAUAACAUAAAAUCAAUUAGGUAAGAUGAGUAGGAUAUGCUACGUUGUAUCACUACAGCCAUCCUCCUCUGCCAGCAGUUCUAUUCAGGUCUGUAAUUUCUUAUAAAUGUUGCUAAUAGAAGUCUUCUAGGGGUUAGGAGUGUGGUUCAGUAGUACAGAACUUGCCUGUCAUAUGUAAGGCCUUGGAUUUGAUAUCUACCACUAUAAAAAAAAAGAAAGAAAAAGCCUUUUAAAUACCAGUGAACAUCUGUUUUUAAGAAGACAGAGCCGACUUAGCAUGAACCAAAGCUUCUUCAGUUGGAAUAAACAUUGUUUUAUAUUGGCAAA
Molecule: messenger RNA, 2962 nt
Organism: Heterocephalus glaber (naked mole-rat)
Lineage: Eukaryota; Metazoa; Chordata; Mammalia; Rodentia; Bathyergidae
Gene: Rars2
Product: arginyl-tRNA synthetase 2, mitochondrial
Biological process (GO): mitochondrial translation; arginyl-tRNA aminoacylation
Cellular component (GO): mitochondrion; cytoplasm
Molecular function (GO): arginine-tRNA ligase activity; ATP binding
Source: RefSeq, a predicted model, not a curated record